Musa acuminata AAA Group (dessert banana) is the source of this 3543-nucleotide messenger RNA. RefSeq names its product vicilin-like seed storage protein At2g18540. The record is from RefSeq and is a predicted model, not a curated record. Bases 971 to 1879 code for a protein of 302 amino acids. Lineage: Eukaryota; Viridiplantae; Streptophyta; Magnoliopsida; Zingiberales; Musaceae. The transcript has 2 exons.
UUUGAUAACGAAGUUGAAUCUGGUCCUCUUGUCUGAUUCUUAUUGGAGAACUUGAACUUUUGCUGAUUUAGUUCUCCUAGAGAUUUGGAGUUUUGAUAUUAUACUUGGUAUGGAUUGGCUAUCUUCCUAUCAUACCAGUAUGGAUUGGUAUAUAACAAAUUAUCACUUUUUGCAUAUUUGAUCAGCCGAUCUUUUAUUUUGAGAGUAUUAGACAUUAUUUAUCUCCUUGCCUAAUGUAUCCCAGGAUGACUUGUUUGGAUUACCUCCAAAUGUGAUUUUGCUUUUGAUUUGGUCCUUGGGACAAUCCUAAAAUCUAAGCCUCUCUACAGAAAGAUAUCAUUUGAGUAAGUGGAAUUAGAAAAGCAACUACAAGGAUUAUUAAAUGAGGAUUUUAUUUAGCUUAAUAUUUCAUCAUGGGGUGCUCCGGUGUUAUUUAAAAGAUGGAUGGAACAUUGAGGCUUUGUAUUGAUUAUAGAUAGUUGAAUUAGGUGACCAUCAAAAAACGAGUAUUUUCUAAAGUGACCACUUGUUUGAUUAACUGCAGGGUGCACAGGUAUUUUAAAAGAUUGUUUGAAGGUCGGGUUACCAUCUAUUGAGGAUCAAGGAGGAGAAUAUUUCGGUCACUCUUGGAUAAUUAUGUAAUUGUAUUGUAUUGAUGAAACUAUUUAAGAGUAGGAGGAGGAAAUAAAGAUAUCAUAAUCCUCAUCUUUUCAUCGAUUGAGCUAUGAUCAAUUUAGAGGACUAAAUUUUCUUUUAAGGGGGAGAGAGUGUAAUAUCCCUCGCUUUUAAAAAUUAUUAAUAAAUAUUUAUUUAUAAAUCGGGGGACCUAUAUGUAAAUAUAGAAAUUUCAAAUACUAAACUGUUAAGUUGUAAAAAGAAGUAAAUAAAGAAAAACUGAAAAUUUCGGUUUUAUCCCACCGCCUCCCACGCACUCUCUGUUUCUUCGAGAAACAGAGAGGAGCGGUAGGGCAUGAGGAGUGAAGAAAAGAAGAAGAAGAGGGAAAAGAAGAGAGGAGCAACAAGAGAGGAAGAAGAGGAAGAAGAGGAGGAGGUGGCUGCAGCGAGGGCUGCAGCGAGGAGCUGUGGGGCGUGGGGAGAAGAAGAGAGGAAGAAGAGGGAGAAGAGAAGAAGAAGAAGAAGAAGAAGAAGAAGAGAGGAGGAUAGCUGCGGCAAGGCUGCAGCGAGGAGAUGUGUGGCCUUGGGGAGGAAAAGGGAAGAGGGGAAGAGGAGAAGAAGAAGAAGAGGAAGAGAAAGAGGUGUGAUACCUCUGUUUCCUGCAGAGGAAACAGAGGAGAGGGUGUGUGUGACGCCGGGGAAGAAGGGGCUGCAGCUGCGGCGAUGGCAGCUGCAGCUGGAAGAGAAGAAGAAGAGGAAGAUGAGCAGGGGAGGAGGGAGAGGUUGCGGCCAUGGCUGCGGUCGUGACUGCAGCAGUUGCAGCGGGGAGAGAAGAAGAAGAAAGGAAGGAGAAGGAAGAGGAGAAGGGAAAGAAGUAGCUGCGGCUGCGGUUGUGGCAGCUGCAGCUAUGGCAGGGAAAGAGGAAGAGAAAAGGAAAAGGAAGAAGAAGAGAAAGGGAAGGAGAGGAAGAAGAGAGGAAGAGGAGAAGGGGCUGCGGCUGCGGCGAUGGCAGCUGCAGCUGUGGCAGGGAAAGAGAAAAAGGAAAGGAAGAAGAAGAGAAAGGGAAGGAGAGGAAGAAGAGAGGAAGAGGAGAAGGGGCUGCGGCUGCGGUGAUGGCAGCUGCAGUUGUGGCUGGGAAAGAAGAGAAGGAAAGGAAGAAGAAGAGAAAGGGAAGGAGAGGAAGAAGAGAGGAAGAGGAGAAGGGGUGGCAGCUGCGGCAGUGGCAGCUGCAGUUGGAAGAGAAGUAGGAGAGGAAAUAGAGUAGCAGAGGAAGAAGAGGCUGCGGUUGUGGUGGCUGCGGCCAUGGCUGCGACUGCGACUGCGGCAGUUGCAGCUGGGAAAGAAAGGAAAGGAAAGGGGGAAAAAGGGGCUGCGGACGGGAUUGCGGUCGCAGCGGCAGCAACUGCGUAUGCAGCAGUUAUGUCUGCGAGAGAAGGGAGGAAGGAAGGUAGUGUGGUGGAAGGGGCUGCGAUUGUGGCAGCGGUAGCGGCGGCGGUUGUGGCAGCUGCGUUUGGGAAAGAAAAAGAAGGAAUGAGAGUAAGAGAAAGCAGGUGACUGUGCCUCGAUGUUCGUCACGUGGUGUAGUUGCGAAGAAAGGAAGAAAACGGGAGCACAAAACGAAACAGAGAGAGGACACGGAGGAAAAGUAGAAGGAUUUGGGCUAGCACCUUCUUUGGAUCUUCGGAUCGAAAUCCUUGAAAGGCAAGUUCCCUGACCGUUUCUCCUAUAAUUGCUCUGAUAUUUCUUAUUGCAAGUUCCCUGAUCGUUUCUCCUAUAAUUGCUCUGAUAUUUCUUAUUGCAAGUUCCCUUAUCGUUUCUCCUAUAAUUGCUCUGAUAUUUCUUAUUGCAAGUUCCCUGAUCGUUCCUCCUAUAAUUGCUCUAAUCUUUCCUAUUGCAAGUAUCCUGAUCGUUCCUCACUGUCAUUUUUAUCUCUACAUUUGCUUUGAAUAUGAGGAACUUUGAAUUGUUCUAGCCUUGUAUUUGAUAUAUCUCCUGUUUAGACGUAACGAUUCGAAUCUGUGCAACUUCUGAUAUUCUGACCUUUUGAUACCGAGCUGCCUAUAAGUCUUUUUUGGAAACUCUGAUUUGUUCAAAAUUGAUUUCAUUGGAAACUAGACUCGUAGACCUUUCUUUGAUAUAUGGAUUGAAAGAUUUGGAAUCCAAACACCUAUCCAAUUAUCUGUUGAAUAUGACAUUAUGAAUUCUGCCAACAGAGAUUUUGUUCUACGACACUUGCUUACCAAAUUAUUUGUAACUCUCUCUGUUGGACAGUUCAAUUCAUAUGAAGCCUGUCUUAUCUGAAAGUAUUAUCCAAUGAUUAUUUCUGAGUAAAUUGGAGCACGAUUGAUAGUUUGAAUCAUUUGUUCAAUGUGCCUUCUGUAUUCUGCCAUAAAUCGAGCUUUGGUCGAUUUCUCAUAUUCUAGUUUCAUUCCUUUGGAAAUUGAUAUCCUUUAGCCUUCUUAUUCAAUUGAACUUUAUAUUACUGCUUUGAAUUCUUGUAUGCUCUUGUCCUUAAAAUUAUUUGCAUUCUUGAAAACUGUUGUGUAACGUUUAUGCUAUAUCGUAUUGACUCAUAUUGGCACAUGUAUAUCCUAUUGUUCCGCAUUUGCUUUCGAUAUGUGCCUAUUCCAGUUUCAUUCCUUUGGACAUUGAAUUCAUCAAAUCUUCUUAUUGAAUUGAGUUAUAUGUGAUUGCUUGGAUUCCAUAUGUGCCCUUGCUUUCAAUUCCUUUCAAAUCUGAAUAUACUUGUGAAAGAUUAUUGCUUACUUCGGAUUGACUCGUAAAGGCACAUGUACACUUUGUUGUUCCGCGUGUGCUUCCGAUAUAUGCUGCUUAUUGUUAAAACUGCCCUUUUGUACUCUAGUGUGUGGGAUUGUCUGGACCUUUGCCAGAAAUGGUAAAGGGUAUGCGCUAUUUGCCUGCUAUGUG